Messenger RNA from Uloborus diversus, 1977 nucleotides. Its product is annotated as BRO1 domain-containing protein BROX-like. Lineage: Eukaryota; Metazoa; Arthropoda; Arachnida; Araneae; Uloboridae. The record is from RefSeq and is a predicted model, not a curated record.
ACAACAUAACAAUUAUGGCAUAUUGGUUUCACAGAAACCCAUUAAAGGCGACAAGUCAAGUAAACUUUGAAUUGAAAUUAAUUGUCAGUGAUUCGCAAGCAGUUCAAGUUUGCAGUGAAAUAAGACAAAGCAGGAAUAGACUGCUGGAUUUGUUGAGCGAUCCAAAUAAUGAUGCUGCGACAUUGACAACGGCAUUUGAAAGAUAUUUGAGUUUCCUCCAUGGCUUAAUUGUUGCUCCUGACGAAAAAGGUGGAGAGAGUAAAUUACGGUAUUCUGCAAGAUUUCGAUGGACACAAUCUCUUAUGGGGAAUACGCCUUUGGCUCAACAGGAUGCUGUCUUUGAACUGGUAUCCAUUUGCCAGAAUGUUGGAAUUUGGUUCAUGAAGCAUGCUGCAAUGAUAGCUGGAAAAGAUGAGAUCAAUAUGGAUGAAGCAAAAGAAGUUCAUAAGUGCUUACGCAAGGCAGCUGGAUACUUUUCCGCUAUGCAAGAAAAAUAUGUAGGAAGCUUGCUUCAGAAACCCGUGCCUGGAUCCGAUUUAGAUUCUAGCAUUGUGAAUGCAUACAUAAGUCAGUGCACAGCUGAAGCUCAAGAAGUAACUAUCGCUCGAGCCAUUGAAUUGAAACAUGCUCCAAGCCUUAUCUCAGCGUUAGCGAAUGAAACUUCCAGAAUGUAUAGUUCCGGAGCAAACUAUCUGAGCAAACUUAGCUCAUCAAAAAUUGCAAAAUGGCAGAAGUAUUUUGAGCUAAAAAGUACUUUUUAUCUUGCAUACGCAUAUUGCUAUGCAGGAGAGAAUCUUUUGUCACAAGAAAAGUGUGGUGAUGCCGUUAGAUCGUUACAGGAAAGUGAGAAAUGCUACAUCUCUGCAAUCAAACAGUGUAAGGAUUACAUAAGCUUAAAAGGUGCUGGUGUCGCUGCAAAACCUGAAAAUCAUCUUUUCUUUAGAAGCUUGGGGCCAGUCAUUAAGCGGACAUUAGAAAAAUGUGAAAGAGAAAAUGGUUUUAUAUUUCAUCAAAAGGUUCCUGCGGAUCCCCUGCCUUUGGAAAUUAAAGCAACAUAUGGGCUUGUGAGCCCAGAAGACUUUACGUUGCCUCCUAUUAAUUCUCUUUGGACUCCGGUUGCUUAUGCUGCCUUUGAUUCCGCAAAACUCAACCCUAAUGACCCAGCUUUUUCAAAAUCUGCUCAGAAAGCUGAAGGUGAAAUCCCUCCUGUGAAAGAAGUUAAUGUCCAUCAAACUGGGAAGGAUCCUAAGAACAACAGUGGUUGUGUGGUGCAAUAAAGUAUAAGAGAAAACUAUGUAAAUAAGAUAAAUAUUUUCAAGUUUAUCAGCAACAUUGUUUUUUACUUUAAAAGUUCUAUGCAAAUUCAACACUUAUUAUUUCACUGCGCACAAGGUAAAAGAUUCAUUUCAUGUUUCAUGGGAGGAAAUCAUGCCAAUUAGUUUGCUAAAGUAAAUCGUUAUUCUAAACACAAAAAGUAUCUUUGGUUUUUUUUUUCUUUUGUUAAAAUAUUUGGAGGACUUUCGAAUUUUUCCUUAUGUUUUUUUUUAUUAUCAUUUUUACCUAAAUAUUUUAAUACAUUUGCAUUAAAAUGCCUCGGACUUACUCAAACGAAGCAAUACUAUGCAUAUACAUUUUUUUCUACGCCAGUUAUAUCUUUGAUAACCAUAGUCAUAAUAUAUACAUUUCUUUAUUGUAGCCUUCAAAUUAAGUUUUAAUGUAUGAAUAUAUUUAACAUUUCUUCUAAUAAUUUGGUAUUCCCCAUUGUCAUUAAAUCAUGUACGAUUCAUAAUCAAUAGCGAUCUGGUUUUAUACUGGGUAUAACUGGUUUCAUUUGUUUAUUAUACUAAUACUCUGUAUUGAAAGAAAAAGUGCUUAAUUAUGCACUUAUGUUAAGAAGGCAGUAAGAAGCAAAGGAAAGUAAGAAGACAUUUUAAAAUUUUGAAUUAAACAAUGAAGGCUUUCAUUGAUAAGUUUCUC